AUGAGAAAGAGUACAGUGGCAGAUAUCAAACGGUUCAAAUACGAGGAUCGUAUAGACUCUAUACCUCGAAAGGGCCAACCAAAGAAGUUGGAUGGACGUGAUAAGAGGAAACUAAUAAGAAUAAUGAAGAAGGAUCCUUCACUCAGUGCACCGAAAUUAGCAACAGAGCUCUUAAAUGAGACUAGGAAGAAGAUACAUCCCCAAACAAUCCGCAGAGUCUUAAAAGAUAGUGGUUACAAUGAAAGAGUAGCUAGGAAGAAACCAUAUGUGAAUGAACAGAAUCGAAAGAAGAGAUUAAAUUUUGCUAAAGAAUUUGUUUUGAAGGAAGAAACAUGGUAG
Molecule: messenger RNA, 339 nt
Organism: Hylaeus volcanicus
Lineage: Eukaryota; Metazoa; Arthropoda; Insecta; Hymenoptera; Colletidae
Exons: 1
Coding region: 1-339 (112 amino acids)
Biological process (GO): DNA transposition; DNA integration
Molecular function (GO): DNA binding
Source: RefSeq, a predicted model, not a curated record